Molecule: messenger RNA, 2100 nt
Organism: Exaiptasia diaphana
Lineage: Eukaryota; Metazoa; Cnidaria; Anthozoa; Actiniaria; Aiptasiidae
Product: cingulin
Exons: 7
Coding region: 76-1545 (489 amino acids)
Source: RefSeq, a predicted model, not a curated record
CGUAUGACAUCCUUCCCGUUCAAAAUCCAGAGGUACAACAAGUUUUAGUUCGCAAAAGUCGUUACUCCAAAUAAUAUGGCUACUUCAAAGCUCAUGGAAUCUUCUAUAGAGGUACAGAAACUUCGUUCAAGCGUUCGCCAUCUUCUUGAAGAACAAAAUAAGUCAAACAGCAAACUGAUUGGAGUUCAAGUUUUAACGGAUCAACUAGAAAAGAAAAAUGAGGAAUGCUCUGUUUUAAGAUCUAAACUAAAGCAAUUGGAGGUCCUGUUAUCAAGAGCAGAAAACAGAAUCGCACAACUAAGUAUUUUAGCAAAUGCUAAGGGUGGCCAGAGUCAAGGUGGUAUCGUCACUCCAGGAGUGUCAAAGAAACUAUUAGAGACGAUAACCAGAGAAAAUACAAAGCUUAAGCUAGCUUUAGAACAUGUUCUAAACAAGCAAGCAAACGGAGUGGAUCUAGCAGUGGAAAAUAGGGAUCUUCAUGAUCUAGUCCUUGCACUGAAAGAUGAACUUGAACAAAAUAGAAAAGAAACAGAAGAAUUACGAGAAGCACUUAAAGCUGUGGAAACUGAUGACUCUAUGGCUUUGCAGCAACAGAUUGCAAGACUGACAGCACAAAUAACACAAAUUGAGAGAAGCUUAAAAGCAAAACAAGUUUACUGUGAGUCAGUUGUAAGUGAGAAUGAAAGACUAAAGUCUAAUAUGGAAGCAGUUAAGAGUGAGAGAAUAACACAGCUUGCAACACUAAAGAAAUUAGCUGACCAACACCCAGCUAUCAAAGAUGUUCUUAACCUUACUUGGUCUAGUGAUGAUGUUGAUGGGCAAGCUAAAGAUAUUGAGAAAUAUACAAAAGAAAUAGAGUCACUGAGAAAAAAURUAGAGGAAUUAAAGGAACAACGUGCCAUUUCAUAUSAAGACAGCAAGAAACAUMAGGAAGAAUUCAAAAUGCAGAUYCAAGAACUUACCCAUAGAAAUGCUGCUAUGCAUGAGGAAAUAGAAAAGCUAAAGAAUGAUUACCAGGAAGUGAGCAUGGUGAAAGAUUUAUUGGAAGGCCAGUGCAAAGAUUUUGAGAAUGAUUUCAAGAUGGAAAGACAAGAAAAAGAAAAGUUGGAUUCUGACAUGAAGAGGAUGGUUAAGCAAUGUCAAGACUUACAGCAAGAAAAUAUAACAGUCAGAAACGACAAUGAAAAGAUUAAAAAACUAAUUAAGGAUGAAUUUGAGARAAAACAGCAAAAACAGAUAACAUCAACAACAACAGCAACAACAAACUCRCCGAGAUGGCAAUUCCCCGCAGCUGCUACUGGAUACACACCUCAUCACUAUAACCCAAUGAACAGAACCCCAGAACCAGGAUACAUGCCUCCUCAUUUUAAUCCAAUGACGUUGUCAGAACAAGUGUGUGCUGAUGGUCCUGGAGGACAAAAUCUAAGGCCGUAUAGCCGUAUAAAUGCAGCAAACAGCAGCUACCUUGAAUGUCCUGUCUGCAAAAUGAUCCUACCUCCAAAUGAGAUAGAGGAUCACCUCAAUGACUGUGAUGGCAGGAAGUGAGUGGCAUUGUCUUUGUUUGCCAUACUGUUUGAUGCUAGCUUGGAUAUCUUUUGAAUAAAGAUGUUGCAAUAAUACAUAAAGUGUAUUGUUGACAAAYAUUGCAUCAAAUCUAUAGUAAUGCAGCAAGCUUGAUUCAAACUGUGUGUACAUUAAAUUCGAUGCCAAUCAUUGUUGAAGAUCUUUCCAUGGUGAUACUGCAUGGUCAGCAGCGAUGAUACACCUUCAAGAGAAAAGUAGAAGGUGUGGUUAUCCAAAUUCUCUUCCAUCUCUGACUCAAUCAUCAUGAAUUAGCAUUGAUAAGGGACAACUUGUUAAGGUUUUAGUAAAAGUUGCAUGCACAUUAAAACAUAUCAAUGCAUCAUCCAUCGUGGGUAACACUGACAAUGACAAUGCAUCUUUCAGUGCAAUAAUCCAGUGUGUGCAUAGUAUAAUCAUGUCAAAAAUAACAAUUUGGCAACAACUGAAUGGAGAUUUAAGUGUCAGAUGGGAAUAUAGUGAUAUUGUCAUUUCAAUGGUGGAUAAAGAUCAAUUAUUAUAGAGUUUCAUCUAUUUUAA